Molecule: messenger RNA, 8336 nt
Organism: Phascolarctos cinereus (koala)
Lineage: Eukaryota; Metazoa; Chordata; Mammalia; Diprotodontia; Phascolarctidae
Source: RefSeq, a predicted model, not a curated record
GGUGCUGGGGGCUCCGGGCUCGCGCUCCUCUCCUGUUCUCUCCUCUCCUGUCCUCGCGCUCGCGCUCGCGCUCUCUUUCCCUCUCGGCUGUUGUUCGGUGCUUGGAGCCGGUGGUGGCGGCGGCGGCGGCAGCAGCAGCGGCGGCGGCUGCAGGAGCAGAGCGGACUGCAGGCGCACCGGGGGGCACGCCAACUACACACACACACAGGCAGGCGCUCUGCAAUGAAAGACUAAGCGCAUCCCCCGGAUUCUCCAACAAGACAACAUCUGGAUUUGGUUGCUUCUGGUUCUUGGACUAAACAGCUGGUUUAUCAUCCUUUAAGAAAUUUCUGGACUGAUUGUUUAAAAACUGUGCAUGGCUACUGGAGAUCUUCCAUAUUCUUUAAAGGUAAUUUUGGAGAACUGGACUUUUUACAUGAACUGAGAAAUUAGUGAUUCCUCAGAUUCUGAGAAGUACAUUCACUCAAGACAGAAGAGGCUUCCAACUGAAGAAAAAUAAUUUUUGAGUGAUUAAUUCUGAGGCGGAGCCUUCAAAUCACCGAGAAAAAUGGUGGCCUUGUCAUUAAAGAUUUGUGUCCGCCACUGCAAUGUAGUGAAGACAAUGCAGUUUGAACCAUCCACAGCAGUGUAUGAUGCAUGCCGGGUCAUUCGGGAGCGGGUGCCUGAGGCGCAAACUGGACAAGCUUCUGACUAUGGCUUAUUCCUAUCGGACGAGGAUCCCAGGAAAGGCAUUUGGCUGGAAGCAGGCAGAACGCUGGACUACUACAUGCUGCGUAAUGGGGAUAUUUUGGAAUACAAAAAGAAACAAAGACCUCAGAAAAUACGGAUGCUGGAUGGAUCGGUGAAGACAGUGAUGGUGGAUGAUUCAAAAACUGUUGGGGAAUUACUGGUCACGAUUUGUAGCAGGAUAGGUAUAACCAAUUAUGAAGAAUAUUCAUUAAUUCAAGAAAUAAUUGAAGAGAAGAAAGAGGAAGGAACGGGUACACUCAAAAAAGACAGAACACUACUACGAGAUGAAAAAAAGAUGGAAAAGCUAAAGGCCAAACUUCACACUGAUGACGAUUUAAAUUGGCUAGAUCACAGUCGAACCUUUAGAGAACAAGGAGUGGAUGAAAGUGAAACAUUACUGCUUAGACGGAAAUUCUUUUAUUCAGACCAGAAUGUAGAUUCAAGAGAUCCCGUGCAGCUGAAUUUGCUUUAUGUUCAGGCUCGAGAUGAUAUCCUGAAUGGUUCCCAUCCAGUCUCCUUUGAGAAAGCUUGCGAGUUUGGUGGAUUUCAAGCCCAGAUACAGUUUGGACCUCAUGUAGAACAUAAACAUAAACCUGGGUUCUUAGAUCUAAAGGAAUUUCUUCCCAAAGAAUACAUUAAACAAAGAGGAGCUGAAAAGAGAAUAUUUCAGGAGCACAAGAACUGUGGUGAGAUGUCAGAAAUAGAAGCCAAGGUGAAAUACGUCAAACUCGCGCGUUCUCUCCGGACAUACGGUGUCUCCUUUUUCCUCGUGAAGGAAAAGAUGAAGGGUAAGAAUAAAUUGGUCCCCCGAUUGUUGGGCAUCACUAAGGACUCAGUGAUGCGAGUAGAUGAAAAGACCAAGGAAGUCUUGCAAGAGUGGCCCCUUACUACCGUCAAGCGCUGGGCAGCAUCACCCAAGAGCUUUACUCUGGAUUUUGGGGAGUAUCAGGAAAGUUAUUAUUCUGUACAAACAACUGAAGGAGAACAGAUAUCUCAGCUGAUUGCAGGCUAUAUUGACAUCAUCCUCAAGAAGAAACAAAGUAAAGAUAGAUUUGGAUUAGAGGGAGAUGAGGAGUCAACGAUGUUAGAAGAAUCUGUUUCCCCUAAAAAGUCCACCAUCCUACAGCAGCAGUUCAACCGAACAGGAAAGGUAGAACAUGGCUCUGUGGCAUUGCCAGCUGUCAUGCGCUCUGGUUCCAGUGGACCCGAAACUUUCAACAUUGGCAGUAUGCCCUCCCCUCAGCAGCAGGUCAUGGUUGGCCAGAUGCAUCGAGGACACAUGCCUCCAUUGACUUCGGCCCAGCAGGCUCUGAUGGGAACAAUUAAUACGAGCAUGCAUGCGGUUCAGCAAGCUCAGGCGGACCUCAGUGAAGUUGAUAACCUACCACCUCUCGGGCAAGAUAUGGCCUCUAGGAUGUGGGUUCAGAACAAAGUCGAUGAAUCAAAACAUGAAAUCCACUCUCAGGUUGAUGCUAUCACGGCUGGAACAGCUUCAGUUGUUAACCUCACAGCUGGUGACCCUGCAGACACAGAUUAUACCGCUGUGGGCUGUGCAAUCACAACCAUCUCUUCCAACUUGACGGAAAUGUCCAAGGGUGUGAAGCUCCUGGCAGCCCUCAUGGAUGACGAUGUGGGCAGUGGAGAAGACCUACUGAGAGCUGCUCGGACGUUAGCUGGGGCAGUGUCAGAUUUGUUAAAGGCUGUGCAGCCCAUUUCUGGAGAGCCUCGACAGACUGUGUUGACUGCCGCCGGAAGUAUUGGUCAAGCCAGCGGGGAUCUUUUGAGACAGAUUGGAGAGAAUGAAACAGAUGAGCGAUUCCAAGAUGUGCUAAUGAGUUUAGCCAAAGCCGUCGCUAAUGCUGCUGCCAUGCUGGUGCUGAAAGCGAAGAAUGUUGCCCAGGUGGCGGAGGACACGGUUCUGCAGAACAGAGUAAUCGCCGCAGCUACCCAGUGUGCUCUCUCCACCUCCCAGCUGGUGGCAUGUGCUAAGGUAGUGAGCCCCACCCUCAGCUCCCCUGUAUGCCAGGAACAAUUGAUUGAGGCUGGAAAACUUGUUGACCGUUCAGUGGAAAACUGCGUCCGCGCCUGCCAGGAUGCCACAGAUGAUAGUGAGUUGCUGAAGCAGGUCAGCGCAGCAGCUAGCGUGGUCAGCCAGGCCUUACACGACCUCCUGCAGCAUGUCCGGCAGUUUGCCAGCCGAGGGGAGCCGAUUGGCCGUUAUGACCAGGCAACUGACACCAUCAUGUGUGUUACUGAGAGCAUCUUCAGCUCAAUGGGAGAUGCUGGUGAAAUGGUACGGCAGGCCAGAGUCCUCGCGCAAGCUACCUCAGACCUUGUCAACGCCAUGAGGUCAGAUGCUGAGGCUGAAAUCGACAUGGAGAAUUCCAAAAAGCUUCUGGCAGCUGCAAAACUCCUGGCUGACUCCACUGCCCGCAUGGUCGAAGCUGCAAAGGGUGCUGCUGCUAACCCAGAAAAUGAAGAUCAGCAACAGAGACUCAGGGAAGCUGCAGAAGGGCUCCGGGUUGCAACCAAUGCAGCGGCUCAGAAUGCUAUUAAGAAAAAAAUUGUCAACCGGUUAGAGGUUGCAGCAAAACAGGCUGCAGCUGCUGCUACUCAGACAAUUGCAGCAUCCCAGAACGCGGCUGUUUCCAACAAGAACCCAGCGGCACACCAGCAACUUGUCCAGAGCUGCAAGGCAGUGGCUGAUCACAUCCCUCAGCUGGUCCAGGGGGUAAGGGGAAGCCAGGCUCAAGCAGAAGAUCUCAGUGCUCAGCUAGCUCUCAUCAUUUCUAGCCAGAACUUCCUCCAGCCCGGAAGCAAAAUGGUGGCCUCUGCCAAAGCCGCGGUGCCUACUGUCAGCGACCAGGCUGCAGCUAUGCAGCUGAGCCAGUGUGCCAAGAACCUUGCUACCAGCCUGGCAGAGCUGAGAACUGCCUCUCAAAAAGCACAUGAAGCGUGUGGCCCAAUGGAAAUCGACUCUGCUUUGAACACCGUGCAGACUCUCAAAAAUGAACUGCAGGAUGCCAAAAUGACAGCUGUGGAGAGUCAACUAAAGCCACUCCCUGGAGAAACUCUGGAAAAGUGUGCCCAGGACCUAGGAAGUACCUCCAAAGCUGUCGGGUCCUCAAUGGCCCAGCUGCUGACUUGCGCUGCUCAAGGCAAUGAACACUACACAGGGGUGGCUGCAAGAGAGACAGCACAGGCUUUGAAAACCCUGGCCCAGGCAGCUCGAGGAGUAGCAGCAUCCACCAGUGAUCCUGUGGCAGCUCAUGCUAUGUUGGAUUCAGCCAGAGAUGUGAUGGAGGGCUCAGCCAUGCUCAUUCAAGAAGCUAAGCAGGCCCUGAUUGCCCCUGGAGAUGCAGAAAGUCAACAGAGACUAGCUCAGGUGGCCAAAGCUGUCUCACACUCUUUGAACAACUGUGUGAAUUGCCUCCCGGGACAGAAGGAUGUGGACGUGGCCUUGAAGAGUAUUGGCGAGUCCAGCAAGAAGCUGCUUGUUGAUUCACUACCACCAAGUACAAAGCCUUUCCAGGAAGCCCAAAGUGAAUUGAACCAGGCUGCAGCUGACCUGAACCAGUCAGCAGGGGAAGUAGUCCAUGCCACUCGGGGACAGAGCGGAGAACUAGCGGCUGCCUCUGGAAAAUUCAGUGAUGACUUUGAUGAAUUCCUUGAUGCUGGCAUUGAAAUGGCCGGUCAAGCUCAGACUAAAGAGGACCAGAUCCAAGUGAUAGGUAACCUCAAGAAUAUCUCCAUGGCAUCCAGUAAGCUGUUGCUAGCUGCUAAAUCUCUCUCCGUUGACCCAGGGGCCCCUAAUGCAAAAAAUCUCUUAGCAGCAGCUGCAAGAGCUGUGACAGAAAGCAUUAACCAGCUCAUCACACUGUGUACCCAGCAAGCACCAGGCCAGAAGGAAUGUGACAAUGCCCUCAGGGAACUUGAGACUGUUAAGGGAAUGUUGGAUAAUCCCAAUGAACCUGUUAGUGAUCUCUCCUAUUUUGACUGCAUUGAGAGUGUAAUGGAAAAUUCCAAGGUCCUGGGUGAGUCCAUGGCAGGAAUAUCUCAAAAUGCCAAGACGGGUGACCUUCCUCUGUUUGGAGAAUGCGUGGGAGUUGCAUCCAAGGCCCUCUGUGGCCUCACAGAAGCUGCAGCCCAGGCUGCUUACCUCGUUGGCAUCUCUGAUCCCAACAGCCAGGCUGGCCACCAGGGUCUCGUAGACCACAUCCAGUUUGCCAGGGCUAAUCAGGCAAUCCAGAUGGCUUGUCAGAAUCUGGUGGACCCGGGCAGUAGUCCAUCGCAGGUUUUGUCAGCCGCUACAAUUGUCGCCAAGCACACCUCUGCCUUGUGUAAUGCCUGUCGCAUUGCUUCAUCUAAGACGGCCAACCCAGUGGCCAAGAGGCAUUUUGUUCAGUCGGCAAAGGAGGUCGCCAACAGCACUGCCAACCUGGUGAAAACCAUCAAGGCUCUGGAUGGAGAUUUCUCUGAAGAUAAUCGCACUAAGUGUCGAAUUGCAACUGUGCCCUUGAUUGAAGCGGUUGAAAACCUGACAGCAUUUGCUUCCAACCCUGAGUUCGUCAGCAUUCCAGCCCAGAUCAGCUCUGAGGGAUCUCAGGCACAGGAACCUAUCCUAGUCUCAGCCAAGACCAUGUUGGAGAGUUCAUCUUUGCUGAUCAGGACUGCUCGCUCUUUGGCCAUCAAUCCUAAAGACCCACCCACCUGGUCUGUCCUUGCUGGACAUUCUCAUACUGUGUCAGAUUCAAUCAAGAGCCUCAUCACUUCCAUUAGGGAUAAGGCUCCAGGCCAGAGAGAGUGUGACUAUUCCAUUGAUGGCAUCAAUAGGUGUAUCCGAGAUAUUGAGCAGGCCUCUCUGGCUGCUGUCAGCCAGAACUUAGCCACAAGGGAUGACAUCUCCAUAGAGGCUUUGCAGGAGCAGUUGACGUCAGUGGUCCAGGAAAUUGGCCACCUCAUUGACCCCAUUGCUACAGCAGCUCGAGGAGAAGCAGCCCAGCUGGGACACAAGGUCACACAGCUGGCGAGUUACUUCGAACCCUUGAUCUUAGCUGCAGUCGGUGUGGCAUCUAAGAUUCUAGAUCAUCAACAGCAGAUGACGGUAUUGGACCAGACCAAGACACUGGCGGAGUCUGCUCUACAGAUGUUGUAUGCUGCCAAAGAAGGUGGAGGCAACCCUAAGGCACAGCACACCCAUGAUGCCAUCACAGAGGCCGCCCAGCUGAUGAAGGAAGCUGUGGAUGAUAUUAUGGUCACCUUGAAUGAAGCUGCCAGUGAAGUUGGAAUGGUGGGAGGAAUGGUGGAUGCAAUUGCAGAAGCCAUGAGCAAGCUGGAUGAAGGCACUCCUCCAGAACCAAAGGGAACUUUUGUUGACUACCAGACAACAGUGGUGAAAUAUUCCAAAGCCAUUGCUAUAACUGCACAAGAAAUGAUGACUAAGUCGGUUACUAACCCGGAGGAGUUGGGAGGACUUGCUUCACAAAUGACCAGUGACUAUGGGCAUUUGGCUUUCCAGGGCCAGAUGGCAGCAGCUACAGCUGAACCAGAAGAGAUUGGAUUCCAGAUCCGGACCCGUGUUCAGGAUCUCGGCCAUGGCUGUAUCUUCCUCGUCCAGAAGGCAGGAGCUCUUCAGGUCUGCCCCACUGACAGUUACACCAAGAGGGAGCUGAUAGAGUGUGCCCGCUCAGUCACUGAAAAGGUUUCUUUGGUUCUGUCUGCCCUCCAAGCAGGGAAUAAAGGGACUCAGGCUUGCAUCACAGCGGCCAGUGCUGUGUCAGGCAUCAUUGCUGAUCUGGACACCACCAUCAUGUUUGCAACAGCUGGGACCCUCAAUGCCGAGAACAAUGAAACCUUUGCAGACCACAGGGAGAACAUUUUGAAGACGGCAAAGGCCUUGGUGGAGGAUACAAAACUGCUGGUGUCGGGGGCUGCUUCCACUCAAGAUAAACUGGCCCAGGCAGCUGAGUCAUCGGCAGCCACCAUCACCCAACUUGCCGAGGUGGUGAAGCUAGGAGCAGCCAGCCUGGGGUCUGAUGAUCCUGAGACCCAGGUGGUCCUGAUCAAUGCCAUCAAAGAUGUGGCCAAGGCCCUUUCUGAUCUCAUUGGUGCUACUAAAGGAGCUGCCAGCAAGCCGGCCGAUGAUCCAUCCAUGUACCAGCUCAAGGGUGCAGCCAAGGUGAUGGUAACAAAUGUCACAUCUCUUCUGAAGACAGUGAAAGCCGUGGAGGAUGAAGCUACCAGAGGCACCAGGGCUCUGGAAGCCACCAUUGAGUACAUAAAACAAGAGCUGACGGUGUUUCAGUCAAAGGAGGUACCAGAAAAGACAUCAUCACCUGAAGAAUCGAUAAGGAUGACGAAAGGCAUCACUAUGGCAACAGCCAAAGCUGUGGCCGCCGGGAACUCGUGCAGACAGGAGGAUGUGAUUGCUACUGCAAAUCUGAGCCGAAAAGCAGUGUCUGACAUGUUAACAGCUUGUAAGCAAGCUUCAUAUCAUGCUGAUGUUGCUGAAGAUGUGAAAGCCCGAGCUUUGCGAUAUGGAACUGAAUGCACCUUAGGAUACCUGGAUCUAUUGGAACAUGUCCUUGUGAUUCUUCAGAAACCAACACCAGAACUAAAGCAUCAGUUGGCAGCUUUCUCUAAGCGAGUGGCAGGUGCUGUGACCGAGCUCAUCCAGGCAGCAGAAGCCAUGAAAGGUACGGAGUGGGUAGAUCCGGAAGACCCGACAGUCAUUGCUGAAACCGAAUUACUGGGGGCUGCAGCAUCAAUUGAGGCUGCAGCUAAGAAGUUAGAACAACUGAAGCCAAGAGCUAAACCAAAACAAGCAGAUGAGACUCUGGAUUUUGAAGAACAGAUCUUAGAAGCGGCCAAAUCCAUUGCAGCAGCCACGAGUGCCCUUGUCAAGUCAGCUUCGGCCGCCCAGAGAGAGCUGGUGGCCCAAGGGAAGGUUGGCGCAAUCCCCGCAAAUGCUGCUGAUGACGGACAAUGGUCUCAGGGACUAAUUUCUGCUGCCAGGAUGGUGGCGGCAGCAACCAGUAGCCUGUGUGAAGCCGCCAAUGCCUCUGUUCAGGGCCAUGCCAGUGAGGAAAAGCUUAUCUCCUCCGCCAAGCAAGUUGCAGCUUCCACAGCCCAGCUGCUUGUGGCUUGUAAGGUGAAGGCUGACCAAGACUCUGAGGCCAUGCGGAGGCUACAGGCUGCAGGAAAUGCUGUGAAAAGAGCAUCUGACAAUCUUGUGCGUGCAGCGCAGAAAGCAGCCUUUGGCAAAGCUGAUGAUGAUGAUGUGGUGGUGAAGACAAAGUUUGUGGGGGGCAUUGCUCAGAUCAUUGCUGCCCAAGAGGAAAUGCUGAAGAAAGAGCGAGAACUAGAAGAAGCGAGGAAAAAACUGGCUCAGAUCCGCCAGCAGCAGUACAAAUUCCUCCCCACAGAGCUGAGAGAGGAUGAGGGGGCUAAAGCCCAGAGCUGAGGUCGAAAGCCCAAGGGGCCACUGUAGAAAGAACCGAACUGACAUCCUUCUAAUGGGCCAUGGGCUUACCUGGAAACUGCCUGCAGGUGCUCAGAGGAGCACCAGACAAAUGUUUAUGUUCUUGUUCAUCUGUACAGCAAAAGCU